Molecule: messenger RNA, 681 nt
Organism: Mucor velutinosus
Lineage: Eukaryota; Fungi; Mucoromycota; Mucoromycetes; Mucorales; Mucoraceae
Exons: 4
Coding region: 1-681 (226 amino acids)
Biological process (GO): regulation of transcription by RNA polymerase II
Cellular component (GO): mediator complex; core mediator complex
Molecular function (GO): transcription coregulator activity
Source: RefSeq, a predicted model, not a curated record
AUGGAAUCCUCACUUCGCGAACAAGUACGUGAACACAUUACAGAAUAUUCAGAGCUCGUAAAAAACUAUUUCACAGCACUAUCAUCAGUGGCAGAGAACAAUGUCGUGGAUACUGUAAAUGGACCAGACCAGAUUAUUAAAAAAAUGGCACUUGUUGAUGAUAAACUGCAAAAAGCGGUUGAACACAUCGAGAGCCACCAAAUUCGCCAGCAGCAGAUCAUUCAAGUUCAAGAUGAAAUAUACCAACACAAUGUCGCUUUGCUAGAAAUCAUACAGAAAUUGGGAACAGUGCGCGAGGAGCUGGACCUCUCGCUGACGCAAGCCAAAGUCGAGCUCAAAGCCAUCAAGUAUGCCAACGAAUCCAAUAUCCAAUUUACAGACGUCUUGUCGUACGCAUCAAAACUAUCGAAAUAUACCUCUGCACCACCCAAUUUCGAUAGCGUUAAUAAGGAUGUCAAGGUAGAUUUUGAAAAGCCAUACCCGGAUGAAGAGAGAAUGCGUCGCGGUUUGUUAUACUGGCAAAAUGCACCACAGCAAAGAUUGGAGGACAAAUUCGAGAGCUCGGAUGAUGGGAUGUCAGGAAACGAGGAAAUGGAAGAGAUCAACACAAACAAACAAGCAGAGGACACAGGUGGAGAUCCAUUUUGGAUUCUAGAUUUGAAUCCGGAUAUGCAAUCAUAG